CUUCAGUCAUAUCAAAAAUUUCGGCAGCUUAAGACCUUCAACCUUUUCUUAGUAAAAUAUAUAAUUUUUAAAAAAUUUAAAUUUAUAAUUUUGGUGUGAUAGAGACCUAUCUAAUUCCCAAACUUGAACUAACCGACUAAAACCAUGUUUCGCAACUUGUUGGCGUUGAGCAACAAGCUGGCGCUGCAGCGAAUUUUCGUUUCCCGCUUGACCUCGCGCUCCAAUAUGUCCACUGGUCGCACGUGCCUCACCUUCAGUCGUCCCAGGAACGUCGAUGGCGUGACCGUCGUUGAUAUUGAUAUGAAUAAUAUGGCAAAGAAUGACGUAGAGUUCAAUCGUAAUUUCGUCAAUUCGUUAACGUCGAUGGACCCUCCCCAUUCCCAGGAUGUCGCUGAAUCAACACCUGUGGAGGAACCUGUGCCCGCGGCCACCGUGGAAAUCCUGCCAACUGGCACACCCAGUUCCGUUCUGGACGUGGACGGCAAUCCCAUUGUGCCCAUCGAGAUCGAUGGCUGGAAUCAGGACGAUGAGGAUCCCACCGUGCAGAAGAACAGCAAGGACGUGGACAUUGGCAACGACGACGAGUACAAGGCCGAGAUGGCUCUGCGGGUGCCGGAGAUCAGGGAGGGUCAGACGGAGUACAAGGGCAUCAAGGUGAAGCUGCCGGAUACGGUCCACCAGGAUGUGGGCACCUAUCGCUUCCGUCGCGACUCCCAGGACCUCCAGGAGCUCGGAGACGACAUACGUCUCGUGCGGUACGACAAGAAGUAGACAAGAAGUAGACGAACCGUGUUUGUGUUUGCCCUAUCAAAUGAUUUCCAAAUUCGCCUGGACCGACUUACUGGACGAAGUCCGCAUAUUACUUUUCCAAUUUUUGUAAUAAAGUCGGCCAUGCUAUAUUGAA
Molecule: messenger RNA, 904 nt
Organism: Drosophila elegans
Lineage: Eukaryota; Metazoa; Arthropoda; Insecta; Diptera; Drosophilidae
Exons: 1
Coding region: 145-771 (208 amino acids)
Source: RefSeq, a predicted model, not a curated record